Messenger RNA from Funneliformis mosseae, 852 nucleotides. Lineage: Eukaryota; Fungi; Glomeromycota; Glomeromycetes; Glomerales; Glomeraceae. The record is from the annotation of a GenBank genome assembly.
AUGUACCAAGAUCUUUCGAACGAGGAACUUUUUGGUUUUAGUGACCAUUCAGAUACCGAUAAUAAGGUAGAAGAAUUAAGCAACGAUUUAUCUUCUAAUGAAAUGUCCGAACCACAAAGUUCAGAAUACGAAGUUUCACCCUCGAGUCCAUUAACAGAAAAUGAACCAAUUAUCAUUUCUCCAAAACCCAAAUUAAUAACCAUUCCUUCAAUCAUAGGAUUAAUCCUUUAUGAAAACCUUUUAACUCACGAGCAACAAAAUGAGUUAAUUAGUGGUAUUAUAGAAGCUAAUUAUUUCAACAACCCAGAAUCAAAUCAAGCAAUGUGUUUUGGUACACUGCCAUCAUUCAUUCUUCGGGCCGUUGAAGUAAUUUCUAAUACACCUGGACUUUUUCCUGACGAAAUUCAGCAUAGGGAUCCUUUAUUUGAUCAGGCGCGUUCGAUUAUCAACUUAUACAGACCUGGGGAAGGUAUUACAGGUCAUGUGGAUUUACCUAGAUUUGAAGAUGGGAUUGUAGUAAUAUCAUUAUUAUCAUCUUGUGUCAUGCGAUUCAGGCCUUUAUCUGAAGGUGAAAUGGACAACACUAGUUAUGAGAGCAAGUUGAAGGAUGUUCAUGGUGUUUAUGAGAUGAUACCAGUUAUUCUUAGACCAGGAUCUGUUCUUUCUCUGAAUGGACCGGCUAGAUAUAAUUGGACUCAUGAAAUUGAGGAGACUGAAAUUGAUGAGAUUGGAGAUGAAAAAAUUAUUCGUAGCCCUAGAAUAUCCGUGACUUUAAGAAAAAUGAAAAAUGAUCAAUUAUUUUCAAAUAAAGAAGAUUCAAAUCCUUUUUCUUUCGAGAUUAAAAAACGUUGA